GGUUAGCCAGAGCACCGACUCGAUGGCAUUACCUUCGUCACGUAUAGGGAAAGUGAGAGCGCCUGGUUACAGACAGCCAGCUACGAGGCGCUAAGUGCUAUGUGCACGCCCACGCCCCUCUUUUAACUGACAAAAACGUCCACAACGCUCGAAUCAAGCCAAUCGAGGCAUACAGUAUCACACAGAACAAUUUCUCAUUCCCAAUCGAGCUCUGUGCAAUUUGUAGGGUUCCGAAGCUGAUCCCAUCUCUGUACAUGCUUACGCAUAUUAGCGGACAGGGGGAUAUUCUAAUCGAUCUCAGCAGGGGAGCGUAAGCGAUGGCGGAAGAGGACUCGGAGAGGGAAAAUGGGCACACGGGGUCGAUGGAUUCGUUAGAAUCACGGUGGGUGUUUCAGGACGAGGAUGAUUCGGAGAUCGAGAAUGACGAGGAGGACGAGAACUUCGAGGAGGAUUUGCCACCGCAGAUGGGCUUGGAUUCUGACGAGGACGAGGAUAACGCUGAGCAGAGACUCAUUCGGACGGGGCCUCGGAUUGAUUCCUUCGAUGUCGAGGCGCUCGAGGUCCCUGGCGCACACAAGAGCGAAUAUGAGGAUGUUAGCCUGGGAAGGACAAUCUUUCUGGCUUGUCAGACACUGGGGAUUGUUUUUGGUGAUGUUGGAACAAGUCCACUAUACACUUUUGGGGUGAUGUUUAGCAAAGCCCCUAUCAAUGGAAAUGAAGAUGUUCUAGGAGCAUUGUCACUGGUUUUAUAUACCUUAAUUUUGAUUCCACUUGUCAAGUAUGUCCUUAUUGUUCUAUGGGCCAAUGAUGAUGGUGAAGGUGGUACAUUUGCUUUGUACUCAUUGAUUUGUAGGCAUGCCAAAGUGAGUCUUCUACCAAAUCAACUACCAUCUGAUGCACGUAUUUCAAGCUUCAGACUAAAGGUGCCAUCUCCAGAGCUUGAGCGGUCAUUGAAAAUUAAGGAGCGGCUUGAAAGUUCUCUGACACUGAAAAAGUUGCUGCUGAUGUUAGUACUUGCUGGUACUUCUAUGGUGAUAGCUGAUGGUGUUGUUACACCAGCAUUGUCAGUUAUGUCUGCUGUUGGUGGUUUAAAAGUUGGAGUACCUGGAGUUACACAAGGUCAGGUGGUGAUGGUUUCCGUUGCAUUUCUCAUAAUCUUGUUCAGCGUACAGAAGUAUGGGACAAGUAAGGUUGGGCUUGCAGUUGGCCCUGCUUUAUUCAUAUGGUUCUGUUCUCUUGGGGGCAUUGGAAUCUACAAUCUUGUCAAGUAUGACAGCAGAGUCUUAAAGGCAUUUAAUCCUGUUCAUAUCUAUUACUUUUUCAAGAGGAACUCAACCAAGGCUUGGUAUGCCCUUGGGGGCUGUCUUCUGUGUGCUACAGGAUCUGAGGCAAUGUUUGCAGAUCUAUGCUACUUCUCUGUGAGAUCGGUUCAGCUUACCUUUGUGUUUCUUGUACUCCCUUGCCUUCUUUUGGGCUACCUGGGUCAAGCUGCGUACAUUAUGGAUAAGCGUGGUGAUGCUCCACAACUUUUCUUUUCUUCUGUUCCAAGCGGUGCUUUCUGGCCAGUCUUCCUCAUUUCCAAUAUUGCUGCCUUAAUUGCCAGUCGGGCAAUGACAACAGCAACAUUUUCGUGUGUCAAACAAGCAACAGCUCUUGGUUGCUUUCCACGCCUCAAAAUCAUUCAUACAUCUCGGAAAUUCAUGGGUCAGAUUUAUAUACCUGUCAUAAACUGGUUUCUGCUGGUAUUUGCCAUAGUGUUUGUCUCCUAUAUCUCAGGCAUUGAUGAAAUGGGAAAUGCAUAUGGAAUUGCUGAGGUUGGAGUGAUGACAACAACUACGGUCUUAGUAACUCUUGUUAUGCUUCUUAUAUGGCAGAUAAACAUCAUUAUCGUGCUGAUUUUUGUUGUUUUUUUCUUGGGGAUGGAAUUGACAUUCUUCUCAUCUGUCGUUUGGAGUGUGACCGAUGGAAGUUGGAUCAUAUUGGUUUUCGCCAUAGUUAUGUUUCUUAUAAUGUACAUCUGGAAUUAUGGCAGCAACCUUAGGUAUGAGACUGAAGUCAAGCAAAAGUUGUCGAUGGAUCUGAUACGGGAACUUGGCUGUAAUCUUGGAACAAUUAGAGCACCUGGCAUUGGCUUGCUUUACAAUGAGCUGGUGAAGGGUGUACCAGCAAUAUUUGGACAUUUCCUGACCACCCUUCCAGCCAUCCACUCCAUGGUCAUUUUUGUGUCUAUAAAGUAUGUUCCAGUUCCUGUAGUGCCACAGAGUGAAAGGUUCCUUUUCCGGCGUGUCUGUGCAAGGAGCUACCACAUAUUUCGUUGCAUUGCCAGGUAUGGCUACAAGGAUGUUCGCAAAGAGAAUCACCAAACAUUUGAGCAGCUGUUGAUUGAGAGUCUUGAAAAAUUCAUUCGCAGGGAGGCCCAAGAAAGGUCCCUAGAGAGCGAUGGGGAUAAUGAUUCAGAUUCUGAAGAGGGAGGCACUUGCUCUAGAGUUCUCAUAGCUCCCAAUGGAAGUGUCUACUCACUUGGUGUCCCUCUCCUCGAGGAGUACAAGGACACAACCAGAAUCAUAUUAGAAGCAAGCACUUCAGAGGAGACGAGGCCAGAGCUUUCCACAGAUCCAACAGCAUCCGAUCCAGAGCAGAGUCUCGAGAAAGAGCUGUAUUUCAUACGCAAGGCCAAGGAAUCAGGGGUGGUUUAUCUUCUCGGCCAUGGCGAUAUCAGGGCAAGGAAGGAUUCGUGGUUCAUUAAGAAGUUGGUCAUAAAUUACUUCUAUGCUUUCUUGAGAAAGAACUGCCGAAGGGGGACUGCAAAUUUGAGCGUUCCCCACUCGCAUCUGAUACAGGUAGGCAUGACUUACAUGGUCUGAAGUGUUACAACCAAGACAAAUUGACAUCAAAAGUUUGACAAUAGCAGUUGAGUUCCAAAGAAGGCCAUUGAUGACUGGAAAUUCCUUGAGGAAUGCAGAGGUUUCAUCCAUGAAAUUGAGGGAAUGGUCGGGAAAGAUUGUCACUGCUCAUGCCCCGAAAGAUUGUCACUGCUCAUGCCUAGAAAACACUGCUGAUUUUGAAGAUCCUCCUAGUCUUACUACUGAUAGGCAAGUUUCUAUAGUUGUCAGCUGGGCUGCAUCCCAUGUAAUGGUUUCUUCACAAAUUUGUAGGGUUGGUUGGUUGACACUUUCCAUUAUAUAUGUAUUUACCAUGAUGUUGUUUGUUGCUUACAGAAUGGGGGUCUUCGUACUUUUUAACUGUAGCUACAGACGUUCUCUGCUAAUUAGUUGGAAGAGGUUAAGCAAAGGGUGUUUACUGUUUGCUUUGGCCUUUAUUAGUGCUUUCGGCUUCGUCACUGGCGGUCAACAUGGACAUAUAUAAUGAGUACUACUAUGUUCAUUCUAUGA
Molecule: messenger RNA, 3392 nt
Organism: Diospyros lotus (date-plum)
Lineage: Eukaryota; Viridiplantae; Streptophyta; Magnoliopsida; Ericales; Ebenaceae
Product: potassium transporter 7-like
Exons: 10
Coding region: 318-2864 (848 amino acids)
Biological process (GO): potassium ion transmembrane transport
Cellular component (GO): plant-type vacuole; vacuolar membrane
Molecular function (GO): potassium ion transmembrane transporter activity
Source: RefSeq, a predicted model, not a curated record